UGUAUUGAGGCAAAGUGCCCUCAUAUGGUUCAAAAUGUAAAUAUUGGUGUUGACGUGCGAAAAUAGUUGCAAAUAAUAACUUAUAAAAUGUAACAAAAACAAAUUAAUAACUUCUUCCGUCGCCUGCUGCUUGGCGUGUUAAAAAAUAACAGUGCAGAAUCAUAUGGAAACUGACUAAUUCUCAUUCUAAAAACUGAAUUAUAGUGCUGUAAAUAUGACUUCAGUUUUUCGGAAACUCGCUGCUGUUAAGAUAAAAAAUGGGACAUUUAAUAAAGUUGGCGUCCAGAAAGUCAGCACGUGGUCACCCCUUGCUACAGCUUUCAACAGUAGACCAGCAAGAAAAUUAAACUUCAGCAUUUCACAAGAUGAUGUGGGUCUGUUUGGACUGCCAGAACUACGAACCUAUGACGGGUUUUAUUCCAUGAAAGAGAAUGCUGUUUUGGAAACAGACAAACUAAUAGCUGAGUCAUGUGAUCCAAACAGGUCACGAAAGAUGGUUGAAGUUUUUGACGAACUGUCAGAUACGUUAUGCAAAGUCGCAGAUCUGGCUGAGUUCAUUAGAAUUGCUCAUCCAAAAGCAGCAUACUCACAAGCAGCAGAAGAUGCAUGUGUUAGCAUCAGUGGAAUAGUUGAAAAGUUAAACACCCACCGAGAAUUGUAUUCAGCUCUAAGAAAUGUUGCAGAAAACAAGGAUAAAUUUGAAACUACACCAGUGGAUGAACAUGUAGCACAACUGUUCCUCUUUGACUUUGAGCAGUGUGGUAUACACCUUCCAGAAAGUGACCGUUGUCGUGUUGUGGAGCUCAAUGACUAUAUUCUGCAACUUGGCCAGAGAUUUAUGGCCGGUGCUGUAAGCCCUCGUGCUAUUCCGAAAGAAGUUCUGCCAAAGAACAUCAGACAUUUAUUCACUAUUGAUGGUGACCAGGUGCUAGUGACUGGUCUUUAUGCUGACUCUCCAAAUGCAGCUGCACGUGAGGCAGCAUACCGGAUAUUUCUUUAUCCAGAUGGACACCAAGAAUAUUUACUGGAAGAAAUGCUGAAGGCUCGACAUGAACUUGCCAAACUUUGUGGAUUUCCAACAUACAGCCAUAGGGCCCUUAAAGCUAGCAUUGUUGAAAUGCCCAGUGUUGUAAAUGAGUUUUUGGACAUUUUAACUGAACAGUUGUGGGAUAGAGCAGCAGCUGAUUUCCAUACUAUGAUGAGAAUGAAAUGUGAAGAAGAUCCUCUGUCACAACAAAAUUUAGCUCCAUGGGACACUCCAUAUUUUACCCAGAAAGUGAAACGUGAUUGGCUCCAGGUUGGAAGCUCAGAAUUUUCACCAUAUCUUUCCCUUGGAGCAUGUAUGGAGGGUCUGAAUACAUUGACGAAUAGUCUUUAUAACAUUAGCUUAGUGAAUGAUGAAGUACGUCCAGGAGAAGUUUGGUCUCCUGAUGUCUACAAGCUUGCAGUGGUACACAAAGAUGAAGGACUUCUGGGCCAUAUAUAUUGUGACUUUUAUGAAAGACCAGGAAAACCAAAUCAGGACUGCCAUUUCACUAUUCGAGGUGGAAAGGAGUUACCUGAUGGAUCUUACCAGAAUCCUGUUGUUGUACUGAUGCUGAACUUACCUACUCCACGAUGGUCAAGCCCCAGCUUGUUGACGCCUAGCAUGGUUGAUAAUUUGUUCCAUGAGAUGGGACAUGCCAUGCACUCAAUGCUUGCUCGUACAAAGUAUCAGCAUGUUACUGGAACUCGCUGCAGUACUGACUUUGCUGAAGUUCCUUCUGUAUUGAUGGAAUAUUUUGCUGCAGAUCCUAGGGUUGUACAGACAUUUGCCAGACAUUUUCAGACUCAAGAGAAAAUGCCAGAAGACAUGCUCAUUCGUUUAUGUGCAUCAAAGCAUUUGUUUGCUGCAUCAGAAAUGCAAUUACAAGUGUUUUAUUCAGCACUUGACCAAUGCUAUCACAGUCACCACCCAUUACAGGGCUCAACAACAGAUGUUCUAGCACAGCUUCAAAAUAAAUACUAUGGAAUACCAUGUGUUGCCAAUACAGCAUGGCAGUUACGAUUUUCUCACCUGGUUGGCUACGGUGCUAAGUAUUACUCGUAUCUACUUUCAAGAGCAUUGGCCUCCUGGAUAUGGCAGGAAUACUUUGAGGCAAAUCCUUUAAGUUCAUCUGCAGGUGAAAAAUAUAGGCGUGAAUGCUUGGCACACGGAGGAGGAAAGCCAGCAAAAGAGCUUGUAUCCCAGUUUCUGCAAAGAGAUGUGACACCAGUGAACCUUGCACACAGUCUUAUUACUGAAAUAGACAAUAAGAGAGAGCAUAUAAAUAAUGUAAAAAGAACAUCUUCCUGUCAAGCUUAAAGUGUUAUAUUGUACAGAACUGUAAAUUUAUAAAUAUUGCGAUUGUUUAUUUAUUUAAAUAUAAUUUUCUUGUUAA
Schistocerca americana (American grasshopper) is the source of this 2420-nucleotide messenger RNA. Its product is annotated as mitochondrial intermediate peptidase. Gene Ontology annotation, cellular component: mitochondrion. The transcript is spliced from 11 exons. NCBI's taxonomy places the organism in Eukaryota, Metazoa, Arthropoda, Insecta, Orthoptera, Acrididae. The record is from RefSeq and is a predicted model, not a curated record. The coding region runs from base 215 to 2344 and encodes 709 amino acids. Gene Ontology annotation, molecular function: metalloendopeptidase activity. Gene Ontology annotation, biological process: peptide metabolic process.